Messenger RNA from Spea bombifrons (plains spadefoot toad), 1068 nucleotides. It is a transcript of the gene GID4, whose product is annotated as GID complex subunit 4 homolog. Bases 92 to 733 code for a protein of 213 amino acids. Lineage: Eukaryota; Metazoa; Chordata; Amphibia; Anura; Pelobatidae. Gene Ontology annotation, cellular component: extrinsic component of membrane; GID complex. Gene Ontology annotation, biological process: negative regulation of gluconeogenesis; proteasome-mediated ubiquitin-dependent protein catabolic process; protein targeting to vacuole. The transcript is spliced from 6 exons. The record is from RefSeq and is a predicted model, not a curated record.
AAGGCCCGGACGCUUGGGCAGGGAGCGGAGAAGUGCCCGGUGUGUGCGGGUCUUGUGGAGCCGCUGCCCAGCGGGGGCCUGGGCCCUGGAUAUGCCGGUUCGCACUGAGGCCAGCAGCACGGCCUCCGGCUCUUCGUCCCUUAUCCCGCCGCCCCCUAUCAACACCCAGCAGCCCGGGGUGGCCACCACCCUACUAUACAGCGGCUCCAAGUUCCGGGGGCAUCAGAAGAGCAAGGGCAACUCUUACGAUGUGGAGGUGGUGCUGCAGCACGUGGACAUGGAGAACGCCUAUCUAUGUGGAUAUCUGAAGAUAAAAGGCCUUACAGAGGAAUACCCGACCCUCACCACCUUCUUCGAAGGAGAAAUAAUUAGCAAGAAGCACCCGUUUCUCACGAGGAAGUGGGACGCGGAUGAAGACGUCGACCGCAAACACUGGGGGAAGUUUCAGGCGUUCUAUCAGUACGCAAAAACCUUCAACUCGGACGACUUUGGUUUCGAUGAGCUGAAGGUCGGCGACUACGUCUUCAUGAGGUGGAAGGAGCAGUUCUUGGUCCCUGAUCACACAAUCAAAGACAUCAGCGGGGCUUCCUUCGCAGGCUUCUACUACAUCUGCUUCCAGAAAUCGGCAGCCUCCAUAGAAGGGUAUUACUACCACAGAAGCUCAGAAUGGUAUCAGUCUUUAAAUCUGACGCACGUCCCGGAGCACAGCGCCCCCAUCUAUGAAUUCCGGUGACAGGAGAUCCGAGCGAAUCCCAGGGUGACGGAACGGGGCUGUCCGCGGAGGGACAUGCUGCUUCCCCUACUGUCCACGGACUCUGAGAAGAAUGUAAAGCGCCGGCGCGGCGGUCGGGCGGCCGCCCUCUCCUACCAGCGGCCGGUUUAUUUUAAUCAUUUUUAUUUUUUGGACAUUUUUUGGGUUGUUUUAAAGCUACUUGCUCUGGAUGGAAUUGUUUUUUUUUCUCUUUACUCCCUUUUUUGGUUUUCUUUUUUAAUUUUCUUCUCAUGCUUGACUUUUUUUAAUGUGCCAUCGUCUUUUUCUGACCGCGAUGUCCUCGCCGAGGCGGGACU